Menidia menidia (Atlantic silverside) is the source of this 3595-nucleotide messenger RNA. NCBI's taxonomy places the organism in Eukaryota, Metazoa, Chordata, Actinopteri, Atheriniformes, Atherinopsidae. The record is from the annotation of a GenBank genome assembly.
GGUAAUGUGAUGUGUCUGCAGCUAACUUGUUACAGCGCGUAGUGGAUGUUCAGGGAGGCAGAGAGUCGUGAAAGGCUGUGAUUUAAUUGACUGUAAUACAUAUUGUAUUAUAAAAACAGCAUACGCAUCCUGAAAAAGAAGAAAGAACACUUUCAUUGGACGGAGUGUUGUCAUGUUUGUAGUCGCUAGCUAGCGUGUGGUGAUUAGCCCGACGUCUACGGGAGCUAACGCCAACGUCAGGUCAGAAUCAAAGAUCGUCUAUGGUUCCUUUUUUUUGUUAUGGCAGUUCAUUGAUAAAGAAGAAGAACCCUAAAGCGUCAGUUGCUAACCACCUUGCGGGCGUUCGUCGGAGGAAAGUGACAUAGGAAACUAGCAGCCGAAGGCGGUAGUUUGAUGUGCGGUGUGUUCGCGGACCCCAGCGCCACGGCGCCGCAUAGCCUUCCACGUCUGGUUUUUGUGUUGUGUGUUUAACGCUGCCAGCUGAGCAAGGCCACGUCCCCACGGGCGGACUUCACCGAGCAGCGUUGGACGGGAUUGCAGAAAAAGAUGCCGAGUGAGCUGAAGAGGAAAGAAGGAGAGCAAACAUCCAAGGAAAUGUGAAAAAAAAACGGCUUUCUCACUCGAAUGACUGCGCGCGUGUAGCGUUUGCGUUUCCACACGGUUUGCCGAACAACCGCGGCAUGUCACGUAUACGGAUGUGUGUUUCACGUCGGGAGGAUCGCAGAAAUCAGUAGGUUGCGACAAACAACCUCGAGUAACGUUUGACUUCGGCGUUUGAGAUGAUCGGCUUUGGCGCAAACCGCCGCGGAGGCCGCAUCCCGUCCUUCAUCCUGAUCUUUUUGACGGUGGUCAUCGCCAUUCUGUCUUUCAACUACUGGACGGUGUCCGGCAGGCACGGCCGCCUGCUGGACGAGCUGGCGGAGGUGCAGAGCCAGGUGAAGCGCACGGACGCGGCGCGGAGCCGCCUGGAGAAGCGCAACUCGGAGCUGAUGGUGCAGGUGGACGCGCACAGGAAGCAGAUCGACCAGAAGGAUGGAGACUACAGCAUCCUGGAGGGCAAGCUCCAGGCCCGCGAGGCGCUCGUUAAAAAGUGCACGGACGAAAAGGUGAAGUUACAGGGUGAUGUCACGGCACAGAUGACAGAGAUACAGAGACUGAAAGAGCAGCUAAAAGAUCUGAAGCAGGAGUUCAUGAAGCAAGAGGAGCAGCUAAGAGAAGUGAAGAAAAACAGCACUACGUUGGAGAAAAAGCUAGAAUACGAGAGUUUACAGUGUGGACGUCAGAUUGCACAACUGAAAGAGGAGUAUGAAGAAACUAAAAAGACCCUGAUGGAAGAAGCAUCCAAGCUAAGACAGAGUGUAAUGGGUGGCCAAAAGGAUGUAAUGGCAGCUAGACAAGCAGGAAGAGUCCCUGAAGGUGACAUGGCUGGAGAGCGCCACACAGUGGCCACUCACCGGCACGACAGACAGUCCGAUCUAAAAGAGGAGCUCGGUAAACCUGGCAGCGAUGCUGGCAUGCCGGGUAUUGAAGACAGCGAGGUGGGAAAAGUCGAUGAAAUGCAGUUUGCCUUGAAGAAACCGGCCAUCACUCAGAAACAGAGAGACGCUCCUGACGCGGCCGCGCUGGCUGCUGCUGAUCAUGGACUUGGAGCAGCCGACGGUCCUGGAGGCCAAGGCUUGUCCUUGGACCAACCAAGACUCCAGCUGGACAGAGUGGAUGUCCGGGCAGCAGCCCUUGCACCCCCGGGCAUCAUCAAACAGGCAGACAAACCAAUAGUAUUUGAAGAGGACAACAAAUUGGUUAUUAAGGCAGAUGAACUGGGAGAACGGCAAAGGCAAAUUCAAGCUCCUGAUAAUGUCAAGCGGGACUCUGAACACUUGAAGAGGAUUCACCUGCCUGCUAAUGUCGCCCAGGUGCCCAACCCCCUCCAGCCUCACCCCCCCAAAGACCAAGCUCCGGCAGAGGCAGUGCACCACCGCCAAAGCCGGUUCUUUGAUGAGAACGAGUCCCCAGUAGAUCCGCAACACGGCUCUAAGCUAGCGGACUACAAUGGGGAUGAUGGGAACGUGGGUGAGUAUGAGGCCGACAAGCAGGCCGAGCUGGCCUACAAUGAGGAAGAGGAUGGUGAUGGUGGGGAGGAAGACGUUCAAGAUGAUGAUGAUCGGGAGAUGCAGGGAGAUCGGGCUGUGGAUUACGGAAAAAGACAUCAAACUAAUGACAUUCUCUGAAUGGAAACCUACGCAGAAGUAACUUAUUAAAACAUUUGGACCCUCCACCACAACAAAGGACUCCCAGAAUGAAAUAGGCUGAUGAAAUGGGUUGAAGGUUGAUGCAAGGCAAUGGAAUUUCUGGGGAGUAUCCUCUUUGUCAUGGACUAUUUUCAGAAGCAGGCAUAGCAACUAAUAGAUUAACUCAGAAUAAUACAUAAUAGCAAGACAAUAUCAUGGCGUUUACCUGAGAAACAGUAGAUUUGGUAAUGGUUAAUACGUUUUGACAGUGAGACAAAAUUCUAUACAUUGACUGUUGAGUUUAAUUUCCAGAUAACUGCUGCAGUUCACUCCGAAAUGAUCUGAAAGAUCCUCUUAAGUCACAAUUGGACUGUAAGGUCAUGACAACUUUUGUUAUUGCUACAGAAGAUGACUUGGUUUUCUUUUAGGUACUCUUUGCUUCUGCUAGACAUCAAAGCUUCUUGAGAUACUUAUCAGAGACUAAAUUGUUAAUCUACCUUUCUAACAUAUUGUUGGGACCUUCUUAUUUUACAGGAAUGGGAAUAUGACACAAUUCAAUGCCAAGGACUUUGCUUAUGGCCUACUUUCUUUUCUUUUGUGAGACACUCAAAAGUGCUUCUCAUUUAGUUUUUAAAUGCCAUUGCAUGCAUUUAAAACUUUUUAGUAAUCAACUGAGCAAAAUACUAUUGCUUAAGCAAUACUUACAUGGUUAGUAUCCACAGUGUGCAAAGAUUUAAUAAGCACACAUGGAAAUGACAGACCCUACAUAUGCUUCCAUCAAUGGGGUCGCGUACAUGAUGUAGUUGAACGGUUACCAUUUAUACUGGGGAAAUUUAUUCCCCCAUCUCCAGGGUUGGUGGGGUGGGAUGUCUGUGAACCUGAAAUCUAUUCUGUUGUGCAACCAGGAAAAAUUAAUUCUCAUGGAAAGGCACAUUGAAUGUAAUUUAAUUUUAUUAAAGGUGAUGGUUCAUGUCAUUCGUUGCGGUGUUUUUAUAAACUGUAUUGACCUAAGGGUCACCAGUGGCAAGGGGGUUACAGGAAGGAUACUGCGUCUAAUGUAAAGAAACUCUUGAUGAGGAUUUUGACUGUUUUAUUUCUUUAUAAAAGAAAAAAGCUAUAUUCCCAUAUCAAGUCAAUAUAUCCCCUAUCUUGUACUCUUCCAACUAGUGUGGACUGGACUUUAAAAAAAAAACUAUAUUUUUUGUAUGGGCAAUUUGUGGUCAAAUUGCUUUACGGUUAACUGUUGUUAUUUUUCAUUAUUUCAGCUGUAUAAAUCUGUGACUAUCAACAUUUAAAAAACGCACACAAUGACAAGCUGUCCAGUUUUUUGAUGAUACAUUAUGUAGCCUCAACAUCAUUAAAGCUCA